AUGUCUACCAUAUCAUCCUUCUUAAACAAGACAUUAUUAGUUAUAGCUAUCACUGCAAUUUCAGUAGUAGCAUAUUAUAAGUAUGAUCAGCAAAGUAAUACCUGGGUUGAUAUAAACGAUUCGAAGAAGAAGAAGAGAAAAAACGGUAUAUCUUCUGCUAUUCCUGAUAUCCCUGAGACAGAAUUACCACCAACCACUCCAGGUUUAUAUAUAUGUGGCGCUACAGAUAAAAAUACAUAUCUAUUUCCUAGAAGAGUUGAGCUCUUUGAUGGAAUGAAACUUCGUGGAAUUCAGUUUGAUAAUGAUCGUAAAAAUUCUUUUGGUCAUCAAGCUAUUGUAAUUGACUCUAAAGGGAAUCUUUUGAGAUGGUCAAUUGAAAGUAAUAUGUUAACACCAGUUUUAGAAAGACAAAAUGUUACUCAAAUUAGAUUAUCAAAUGGCAAGAUUUAUGCCUUAAAUAAAAAAAAUAAAUUACUAAUAAUACCCAAUGUUUUAAGCACUACUUCAUUGGAAGAUAACAACCAAAUGCAAACCUAUGAGUUUUUAGACUUAAGUAUAUUGAAUAAAAGUAAUGAAAAAAUAAUCCAAAUUGAUUCAGGUAAAGAUCAUUUAAUAGUCUUAACAAAUAAGAAUAAAGUUUACUCCGCUUCUACAAAUACCAAUCCAAAUUGGAAUAAAUCGAAAAAUUAUUUUGGACAAUUAGGGCUACCAGACUUCUCAGAAAAUGAGGAUGACAAGGAUUUUUUCAAACCUGAUAAAUUAUUUGAAAUAGAAUUAUUAAAUAAAACAAUUAAAACCGAUAAAAAGGGCAAUCAAAAAUUAAUUACAAGGAAAAUCCAAAAAAUCUCAUGUGGAAAUAAUCAUACUUUAGUACGGGACUCCAAUGAUGAUGUAUUUGUGUUUGGUUGUAACUUAAAUGGUCAACUUGGGUUGGAUUCGAAAUAUCCUUUUGUACCUUAUCCAUUAAAAUUGGAAAAAAAUGAAGUUACAUCAAAAUCUAUCGAUGUCAAUUGUAUAGGAGAUUCUUCAUUUAUUACUACUACCUCAGAUAAGACAACUGAUAAAAAUGUUAAAGUUGAAAAUUACUUUGCAUUUGGUAAUGGUCAAUAUGGUGAAUUAGGGAUUGGAAAUUAUACGUCUUAUCAAAAUAUAUUAUCACCUGUAAAUGUAUUAAACAAAAAUGCUAAUGAACUUAAUGAUCCAAUCCAAAAUUGGUCAGUAAACGGUAUUGAUAAUGUGAUAUGUACAUUGCAUAGUGGUAAAGUUUUAGUAUGGGGUCAGAAUAUAAAUGGUCAACUAGCAACGGGGAAAAAAAUAAAAUUAUCUAUUCCAAGUACAAUUCCUGGAUUAUUAAUGCCAGGCAUUAAAAACAAUUCAAAAAGUGUAUAUAAAAGUGAAUUGAACUUGUUACCACAUCAGUGUAUUGAAACAAGUAAAGAUAUUAGUUGUAUCUUUUGGAAAGCUUAA
Molecule: messenger RNA, 1467 nt
Organism: Henningerozyma blattae CBS 6284
Lineage: Eukaryota; Fungi; Ascomycota; Saccharomycetes; Saccharomycetales; Saccharomycetaceae
Gene: FMP25
Product: Fmp25p
Exons: 1
Coding region: 1-1467 (488 amino acids)
Biological process (GO): mitochondrial respiratory chain complex III assembly
Cellular component (GO): mitochondrial inner membrane
Source: RefSeq, a predicted model, not a curated record